Molecule: messenger RNA, 2965 nt
Organism: Pantherophis guttatus
Lineage: Eukaryota; Metazoa; Chordata; Lepidosauria; Squamata; Colubridae
Gene: SLC27A3
Product: solute carrier family 27 member 3
Biological process (GO): long-chain fatty acid metabolic process
Cellular component (GO): endoplasmic reticulum membrane; plasma membrane
Molecular function (GO): long-chain fatty acid-CoA ligase activity
Source: RefSeq, a predicted model, not a curated record
AUCCCCGCAGGCGGGCGGUCCUUGCGUGCUUUGGGCUGAGCCCAGGGAGCGGGGGGGGGUCCCUCCUGCAGCCCCCAUGGCGCUGGGGCUGGCGGUGCUGCUGCUGGGGCUGCUGGCACUGGGGCUACUGGGUUUACUGGGGCUGCUGGGCUCCCCCGCGCGGGCGGACGUGGCUUUCGUGGGCCGGGCGCUGGCGCUGGGCGGGCGGCUGGCGCUGCUGGAGCGGGGCAGCGUGGCGCAGCGCUGGGGGCGGCUGGCGGGGGCGUCGGGGGUCUCCGGCCGGCCCUUCCUGCGCUUCGAGGGCCGGAGCUUCAGCUACGGGCGGGCGGAGCGCGAGAGCAACCGGCUGGGCCAGGCGCUGCGGGCGGCGGGGCUGGGCGGGCGGACGGCGGCGCUGCUGGCCGGCAACGAGCCCUUCUUCGUCUGGGCCUGGAUCGGGCUGGCCAAGCUGGGAGCCCGGCCGGCCUUCCUGGGCACCGCGCUGCGCCCCGCCGCCCUCCUCCACUGCCUGCGCGCCUGCCGGGCCCGCGCCCUCCUCGCCAGCCACGAACUGUUCGGAGCCGUGGAGCCCAUCCUCCCCAGCCUGAAGGAGAUGGGCAUUGGGGUCUGGGUGAUGGGGAAGGGGCCCUAUCCACCGGGCGUGAUCAGCCUGGAGGAUCUCCUGGAGGAAGCCUCCGAAGAGCCCCUGCCUUACGAGCUCUCCACUCCGCGACACCUGAUGGACACCUGCCUGUACAUCUUCACCUCCGGCACGACAGGCCUCCCCAAGGCCGCCCGGGUCAGCCACCUUAAGACCAUCCUCUGCCUGGGGUUUUACAAGCUGGUGGGGGCCUGCAGCUCGGACGUCAUCUACCUGACCCUGCCUUUGUAUCACAUGUCUGGCAGCCUUUUGGGCAUCCUGGGCUCGUUUGGGCUGGGGGCCACCUGCGUGCUGAAGAAAAAAUUCUCAGCCAGCCAGUUUUGGCCGGACUGUCGGACUCAUGGGGUGACCGUCUUCCAAUAUAUUGGGGAGCUUUGCCGCUACCUGGUCAACCAGCCACAGAGCCCAGCCGAUCGGGAGCAUUCCUUGCGCAUGGCAGUGGGCAGCGGGAUGCGGCCGGAUGUUUGGCGCGAAUUCCUCCGCCGAUUCGGAAACAUCAAAGUGGUGGAAACGUACGGCAUGACUGAAGGGAACGCCACCCUCUUCAACUACACCAGCACUGUGGGGGCUGUGGGGCGCGGCUCCUGGAUUUAUAAGUGCUUCAGUCCCUUCGAGUUGGUUUGUUUCGACGCUGUCCAAGGAGGUCCGCUAAGAGACGAGGCCACCGGCCGGUGCCAGCGCGUGGACAUAGGGGAACCGGGACUCCUGAUUUCUCCGGUGACGUCUCGUAACCCCUUCCUUGGAUACGCAGGCGGACGUGAGCUGAGCGAGGCGAAGUUGCUACGCGGUGUCUUCGCCAACGGAGACAUCUAUUUUAACUCCGGGGACUUGAUGGUGCAAGACGCCAAAGGGUUUAUCAGCUUUUGGGACCGUACAGGAGACACCUACCGUUGGAAAGGCGAAAAUGUGGCCACCACAGAAGUCGGGGAGACUCUGAACACGCUGGAGAGUUUGCGGGAGGUCAUGGUUUACGGCGUGACGGUCCCAGGACAUGAUGGCCGCGCAGGGAUGGCCACCUUGGUGCUACAGCCGGACGCAAAAUUCGACGGCCCUCAAAUCUACCAUCACGUGGCCGAGCUGCUUCCUCCGUAUGCCUGGCCUCGCUUCCUGCGUCUCCAGGAGCAGCUGGAAAUGACGGAAACCUUCAAGCAGAAACGGUUCCGUCUCGUGGAGGAAGGAUUUGAUCCCGGUCGGGUCUCGGACCCCCUUUUCGUGCUGGACAUUACCGCGAGGACCUACAUCCCUCUAACUCCGGAUGUCUGGACGAAGAUUGCCGUGGGAGAGCUACGUUUGUAACGGACGCUGUCCGAGCACUGUGAAAAAACCCGACUCUGUGGCACCGGGCAAUCCUAGUUGAGGGGGGGCUUAGUCAUGCCCAAAUCGCCCCCUUUUCCUCAGCCCGGUGCAUUAGAGGUAGUCCUCGAUUUACGACCACAACGGAGGCAGGAAUUGAGGCCGUUUGCCAAGAAGGGCCACUGUACAAAUCAAAUAUAUUCCAUUUCCAUCGUACGACGCCUGUUCCAUCGUAGGACUCUCUUCCCUUCCAUAACAGAACUGAUUUUACGACAUUUUUCGUGGCUGUCGUUAAACGAACUCUGCGGUCAUUAAGUGAGCCUUGUCCACAAAGGGUGUUUUGCGGAGGGCAGAAACCGGAAUUUAAACCUCGGUUUCUAGUUUAAAAAAAAAUAGGCAAAUCGGGAGGCUGCCAAUGGUUUUUAAGUGCGGUCCCUGGUGCAGAAUGGGGGCGGUCGUAACUUUGAAACUGGAUCGUAAGCUUAGGUCGUAAGUUGGGAUGCCAAGCGUCGUAAUUCGAGGUCUGCCCGUAUUCCUUUCCUGAACCCUCUACCUCCAUUCUCACACAACCAGGACGAAGUGUCUUCCGUUUUGUAACGCAACUGAUUUUUACGAUUUGGGGCUGGAUUCUCCACUUUUUCUAAUUUCUUUUUCUACGAGGUCUUUAAAAUCGAAACGUCUUCCUUUUACGACUGACCCCCAUCGCCCCCCCCCAACUCAGGACACAAACACCCUCUGGGCUGGGUGGAUUUUCUCUCCGGAGGCUGGAAUAUGUAUAUACACCCAUUUUAAAGGCUGGGAAAACUGAUGCCCAAAUAAUAAGCUAAGAGGGUCUGUUUUAAAAAAAUACUUUAUUUUGGGGUGUUUUGAUGGAAUAAGAAAACUUUUCACAGGCUGGCUCUUGUUCUUGAGGGCGAGAAGGGGCUGGCUGGGGAAUUCUGGGAGUUGAAGUCUCUUGAAGUUGUCCAGUUUAAGUUAACACUGUCCUAGAUAUUCACCUAAGUGCAUUUAACUAUUAAAUGGUCAAAUUAA